Molecule: messenger RNA, 4365 nt
Organism: Aspergillus fumigatus Af293
Lineage: Eukaryota; Fungi; Ascomycota; Eurotiomycetes; Eurotiales; Aspergillaceae
Product: Pfs, NACHT and WD domain protein
Exons: 2
Coding region: 1-4365 (1454 amino acids)
Biological process (GO): nucleoside metabolic process
Molecular function (GO): catalytic activity; protein binding
Source: RefSeq, a predicted model, not a curated record
AUGCCAACCCUCGACCCGCACCUUUACACCGUCGCAUGGAUCGCUCCACUCGAGAUCGAGGUACAAGCUGCCAGACAUAUGCUGGAUAAGGUGCAUUCGGGAGGAUUUCCUGUCGGCCCUGGAGAUGACUAUUUGUUCCACGCCGGUGAGAUCCACGGACAUAAUGUCGUGAUCGCUACGUUUGCUGCCGGCCAACGGUAUGGCACAAACUCUGCAGCGUCUCUUGCAAGCCACAUCAGAAAGUUUUUUCCGAACCUAUGGUUUGGGCUUCUCGUGGGUGUUGCUGCGGGUCUCCCAAACCACUCGUGCUCGCCCCCGCGCGAUAUUCGGCUGGGCGAUGUUAUUGUGGCUUAUUCUCCUCCUAGCGGAGAUUCCCCAGCAAUUGUACCUUACGGACUCGGGAAACAGAAGGGAGGCGAUAACUUCGAGUUGCUCUGCAACGGACAUUCCCUGCCUCAAACACAACGCAUUGUAGGGUCCGCAAUCGGUAAGCUCAAGGCGGAAAACCGAGAGGCACAAGUGAUACUGGGCUACUACAGGGAUAUACCGGAGACAUUCACGAAGUUUCCAGACCCUGGACAAGAAAACGACGUUCUUUACUUAUCCGACGAUAAUCUACCACUUCCACGAAAACGCCGGCCGGACGCUGAACGUACGCGCGUCUGGUACGGAUCAAUCGGCUCCGGAGACCAGCUGCUGAAAAGUAGCCGAGAUCGAGAUAAAUUAAGAGACAGAUACAAUGUAAUUGGUCUAGAAAUGGAGGCCGCCGGCGUCAUGAACGAAAUCCCAGUGGGAAAUAUUCGCGGGGUUUGCGAUUAUGGCGACGAGCGAAAGAAUAAAGAAUGGCAGCCUUACGCAGCGGCGAUGGCAGCGGCCUUCGCGAAAGCAGUGCUGUCGGAGAUCCCCCCAAAGUGUGUUGCACAAUCAUCAGAUGUCAAAACAGCUUUUACAGAUAAAGAUAAUUCCUGCCUGCGGGAUUUGCUGGUCGUGGAUCCAGAAACCGAGCUGCGACGCAUCGAGGCCACGAAGGGUGGUUUACUGGAUGAUUCCUUUCGGUGGGUCUUGGGUAAUACUGAAUUCCGGAAAUGGCGUAGGCGCCAACAAAGCCAGUUGCUUUGGAUUAAGGGUGAUCCUGGCAAGGGCAAGACCAUGCUUAUGAUUGGGAUAAUUAAAGAACUGGUACUGCAAGUUCAGUCGCAGCCAUCACGAUCAAUUGCCUACUUCCUCUGCCAAGCAACGGACCCCAGACUGAAUAAUGCCACCAGUAUCCUACGGAGUGUGAUCUAUAUGCUGGUCCAGCAACAGCCGCAUUUGAUCUCACGUUUGCGAAAAAGAUAUGACGCGAACCCAAACCUGUUCGAAAGCGCAAAUGCGUUCUACAGCCUGUCUGCGAUUUUCGAAAAUAUGAUCCACGAUUCCACACAAGCCACGAUCUAUCUACUCGUCGAUGCUCUUGAUGAGUGUGAAACCGGCCUAUCUGAUCUCCUUAAACUUAUUGCAAGAACUAAGUUUAUAUCGGCUGCAGAGGUGAAGUGGAUUGUCUCUAGCCGAAACAGGGAUGAGAUUGAGCAAGAGCUAGAAUUUGGCACCGAGGAAGCCAGCCUCAGCCUGGAGCUAAAUGCGAGCCAUGUAUCUAAUGCGGUUGCGGCAUUUAUUGAUGACAGAGUGUCUCGGCUAAAGGCACUCCAUCGAAAUGGAGCCCUCUUGAAACAAGUCAAGGAACAACUGCGUCAAAAGUCAGAUGGCACAUUCCUAUGGGUGGCCUUGGUGAUCCAAGAAAUGCAGAAGUGCCGGCGUUCAGCAGCAAUAGUUGAGCUGUUGGAGAGAACCCCCCAAGGCUUGAUCCCACUCUAUGAUCGGAUGCUUCAACAGAUACAACUUUUCCAAGGCCAAGAUCAUGAAUUAUGUAUACUGGUCCUCUCAAUUGUGACGCUUGCAUACCGACCACUUCAUCUACAUGAAUUAUGUCUCUUAGCUGGCUUGCAGAAGCAACAAUACGGCUCUGAUGACUUGGAGAAUAUUGUGGGCAUGUGCGGAUCAUUUCUUACAAUUCGCGGUAACAAUGUUUAUCUGGUACAUCAAUCUGCCAAAGACUACCUUAGUGAUGCCAAGGUAUCAGCUGCUAUUUUCCCGCAUGGACCCUCUGCAAUACAUCACAGAAUAUUCCGCGAGUCUCUGCAGAGCCUCUCAGCCAAACUACGACGCAACAUUUACAGCAUUAAUAACCCAGGAGCUACAAUCUCUGAGAUAGCAACUCUUCAACCACAGCCUGACCCGCUGUUUAACUUGCAAUACAGUUGCAUAUAUUGGUUGGACCAUUUUAUCCAUUCUAAGUCCCUGGAGAGGCCUGAAUCAUCAGAUGAUCAAAUAUCUGAUUUCUUCAAGCAACAUCUCCUCCACUGGUUAGAAAGCCUUGGCCUGAUUGGCGAGCUCCGGCACGGGAUCCUAAGCCUCAGAAAGCUUUCAGCUUGUCAGAGUCAGCAUCAGGAUAUCUUUAGGGAGGCUGAAAGAUUCGCAAGUACUAAUGCAGUGAUAAUACAGGAGGCACCUUUACAAACAUAUAGUGCCGCACUUGUCUUCUGCCCCCGAGAAAACUUAAGCAAAAGAAUGUACUGGAAUCAGCGGUUUAACUUUAUAGAGCAGGCAUAUGUCAUGCACGAGUCCUGGGACCCAUGUAUACAGGUCCUCGAGGGCCAUGAGAACUCUGUCAACGCUGUGGCCUUCUCACCGGACGGGCAGACGGUGGCGUCCGCUUCCGAUGACAAGACCAUCCGGCUCUGGGACGCGGCCUCCGGUGCUGAAAAGCAGGUCCUUAAGGGCCAUGAGAACUGGGUCAACGCAGUGGCCUUCUCACCGGACGGGCAGACAGUGGCGUCCGCUUCCAAUGACAUGACCAUCCGGCUCUGGGACGCGGCCUCCGGUGCUGAAAAGCAGGUCCUUAAGGGCCAUGAGAAAUCUGUCAACGCUGUGGCCUUCUCACCGGAUGGGCAGACGGUGGCGUCCGCUUCCAAUGACAUGACCAUCCGGCUCUGGGACGCGGCCUCCGGUGCUGAAAAGCAGGUCCUUAAGGGCCAUGAGAAAUCUGUCAACGCUGUGGCCUUCUCACCGGACGGGCAGACGGUGGCGUCCGCCUCCUUUGACACGACCAUCCGGCUCUGGGACGCGGCCUCCGGUGCUGAAAAGCAGGUCCUCGAGGGCCAUGAGAACUGUGUCAGGGCUGUGGCCUUCUCACCAGACGGGCAGACAGUGGCGUCCGCUUCCGAUGACAUGACAGUCUGGCUCUGGGACGCGGCCUCUGGUGCUGAAAAGCAGGUCCUCGAGGGCCAUCAGAACUGGGUCAGGGCUGUGGCCUUCUCACCAGACGGGCAGACGGUGGCGUCCGCUUCCGAUGACAAGACCAUCCGGCUCUGGGACGCGGCCUCCGGUGCUGAAAAGCAGGUCCUUAAGGCCCAUAAGAAAUGGGUCAGGGCUGUGGCCUUCUCACCAGAUGGGCAGACGGUGGCGUCUGCUUCCGAUGACAAGACCAUCCGGCUCUGGGACGCAGCCUCCGGUGCUGAAAAGCAGGUCCUCAAGGGCCAUGAGAAAUCUGUCAGGGCUGUGGCCUUCUCACCGGAUGGGCAGACAGUGGCGUCCGCCUCCUUUGACACGACCAUCCGGCUCUGGGACGCAGCCUCUGGUGCUGAAAAGCAGGUCCUUAAGGGCCAUGAGAACUCUGUCAACGCAGUGGCCUUCUCACCGGACGGGCAGACAGUGGCGUCCGCUUCCGAUGACAAGACCAUCCGGCUCUGGGACGCGGCCUCCGGUGCUGAAAAGCAGGUCCUUAAGGGCCAUGAGAACUGGGUCAGCGCUGUAGCCUUCUCACCUGAUGGGCAGACAGUGGCGUCCGCUUCCUUUGACACGACCAUCCAGCUCUGGGACGCAGCCUCUGGUGCUGAAAAGCAGGUCCUUAAGGGCCAUGAGAAUUCUGUCAACGCAGUGGCCUUCUCACCGGACGGGCAGACAGUGGCGUCCGCUUCCAAUGACACGACCAUUUCCAAUGACACGACCAUCCGGCUCUGGGACGCGGCCUCCGGUGCUGAGAAGCAUAAACAUCAUCUUGACGUAGUAGUAACUACUUUGUCAUUCCCAGAUAACAGCUGCCUCAAUACUGACCGCGGUUCGCUUUCUUUGAACCACCAAGCUUGCAACUUCUCCAUUGAACGGCCAGAGAAUGAAAUAUUCAUACAUAAGAAAUGGGUGACUCGCAGCGGGCAGCGCUUGAUCUGGCUUCCACCAGACUUUCGGGCGACAUGUACGGUUACCAGUGGCAAUAAUGUGGUUCUUGGCCAUGCAUCAGGCGGCUUGACAUUUUUGUGGUUGAAUUAA